Messenger RNA from Mercenaria mercenaria, 2217 nucleotides. RefSeq lists its product as uncharacterized. The record is from RefSeq and is a predicted model, not a curated record. The transcript is spliced from 4 exons. NCBI's taxonomy places the organism in Eukaryota, Metazoa, Mollusca, Bivalvia, Venerida, Veneridae. The coding region runs from base 144 to 551 and encodes 135 amino acids.
CAUCAAAUCACGUGAUUAUCAAGAGCUACUGUGCGAUGAGAUUCUAUAUAAGGAACCAAUCUACCCUCAAACUGGUAAUACGCCAAUAUCGGUGAAAGUUUCCUAUACUAUUCAGUAGGUUUCUACGGAACAAUUGCAGCGAAAUGGAGUUAAAAAUCGUGCUAUGUUUUGUUUUAUUUGCUGGCUUCCGGUAUGCGGAUUGCUGCGGUCGAGGAGGAGGAUCUUUUAGCAAAAACUAUAGGCCAUAUCGGUCAGUAGACGACCGCCAUGCCAAUGGUCAAGAAGGGAGUGUUGAAAAGAUUGGAGCUCAUUAUAGCGUCACGCCUUCUCUAGCUCAUCCGUGUACUUUCGAAACCUACGACGCCGACCGGAACGGAGAAAUCAGUAAGAUUGAACUGCAGGCUGUACUCGGUAUCGGCGAUGAUGUAGACUCCCUGUUCGCAGACCUUGAUAUAAUGCCAGAUGACGGAGUUAUUAAACCAGACGAAUUCAGUGCCACCGUGCCUCUUUACAUAACUGUGUGUUUGGAUACUGCCAAGUUAAGCAUCUAAACAUUUCCGAGGAAACUGUUUUGACACAAAUAAACGGACAUCAUUAUAUAAACUAUGACACGCUGAAACUAAUAUUAUUUGUAUUGAAUCAGCUGCAAGAUACGGGUCCUUUUUAAGAGUUUUAUUGUAAUCAUUGUCUUUAUAGAGUUUGUUGAAAUAAGGUUAAAAAUAAGCAAUACAUAUUCAGUCUGCCAUCUUAAAAUCUAUAUAUUUUUAUCAAGUUUAUUGCAUGACAUCCUUCAUUUUUUUUUCAAGUUAUUGUCUGCAGUCCGGUAUUUUUUUUAAUAUUAUUGUCAGCUAUACAAUGUUCUUUAAGUUUAUCGUCAGCCAUCCCAUAUCUGACUGUAAGUUUAUUUCAGACAAUCUAUUUCUGUUUAUAAUUUAUUUUCAGUCGCCCUACCCUUUUUCAUGUUUAAUAUCGACCAAUAUACAAUCAUUUUUACAUUGAAAGAAAUGUAACCUAUAUCAGCUGCCAAAAAGGAAAUGUAAGAGUUUUCUCGCUUUUACAACCUUACUUUUAUGCGGGCUAUUAAUCGACAACAAACGAUUUGUUGAUGAUCCAAACAUGCAUGAGAAACAGGUUAUUUUUUUUUCUAGGUUAUGUGUUACACAAUAAGAAAUAGUACAAGAUUCUAGACAGUAUUUAUCGGUCUUAGGGACUAACACACACAUUUUAUGCGGAAACCAGUUUCUCUCCAAAAUCCAUAAAAAGCGAGUACUCUGGAAGUGGUAACAAAAGUUUAUUGCAAAAAAUUCUUACAAAUAACCGAAAAUAUAUAGCGUGCAAAAAGUAGUUAAUUAUUAGAAAUUAUAAUUUAUGCAACGUAAUUGCAAUUUUACGGUUUGCUUAUCUUUUAUUACGGCCUUUGAUUUGUCACUUGAAGUUAUAGCAGAUUCUUUCUUUGUUUGAUAAGUUUACAUGUUUAACGACAUGACACAACUAGCAUUAAAGUAAAUAAAAGGAUAUUAUACGAAGAAUCUUCAUAUUAUUCAUAUUUAAUUUGCAGGGUAUUGUAUCAUAUGGUCUGGUUUCAAUUUUUCAUGGUGGUAAAAGAAUUUUUCAAAGUGAGCAAUAACCAAAUGAAAUUUUGUAUAUAACUCUAAAGCUAUCCAGAUCUUUUUUAAAAGAUCAUUCAUAAUUUUGCAGAUAUCUUUCAUCAUUUUGUAGUAACUAUAUGACCAAAACAUGUUUCAAUUAAAAUCAAUUACUAAUACGUCUUUAUCAUCAAAAUUAUACAAUUACAUCUAUUUCUACUUUAUCCUUUUCUGAAUUAACUCUGUCUUAAUGAUUUCGGAACCAAAACUUUAUAGUUAAUUAAAAUUGAAGGAAAAAUGUUAUUCAGCCAUUAAAAGGAAAAAAAAAAAAAAAAAAAACAAAAACAACAUGGAUACAAUGUAUUUCGUAGUCAACUAGUUUUCCGAUACUAAUAUGUUGUAAAACUCUGCGUUUGGUUUCUUAGAACGGAAGAGCGUUUUAAGGUCUUACUCAGAACUAUCAAAAGAAUUAAAUUCGAAAAUUUGAAGUGCUAAAUCAGUGAAAUAAAUUUGAAAUAAAAUGAUACAUUAAGCAUACAAUUUGUCAUUCGUUCGUUUGUUUGUUUGUUUUGGGUUUAACGCCAUCUCAAUGAACUAAAUUUGAAAUAAAAAUGAUACAUUGAGCAUAUAA